GCUUGAGCCGCCAUUUUGACUGAGCAACCAUAGUGACAGUAGCCGGAGCAGCAGCUCAGUUUGUCUCCGUUUCCCCUCCCCCUUCCCUUUUCCGGCUGACUUCCCGGGCCCUUCACUGCACAGUCCUGGUCCUGCCAUGUCCCAGAAACAAGAAGAAGAAAACCCUGCGGAGGAAACCGGCGAGGAGAAGCAGGAUACACAGGAGAAAGAAGGUAUUCUUCCUGAGAAAGCUGAGGAAGCAAAGCUAAAGGCCAAAUAUCCAAGCCUAGGACAAAAGCCUGGAGGCUCCGACUUCCUCAUGAAGAGACUCCAGAAAGGGCAAAAGUACUUUGACUCAGGAGACUACAACAUGGCCAAAGCCAAGAUGAAGAACAAGCAGCUACCGAGUGCAGGCGCAGACAAGAACCUGGUGACCGGUGACCACAUCCCCACCCCACAGGACCUGCCCCAGAGAAAGUCCUCGCUCGUCACCAGCAAGCUUGCGGGUGGCCAAGUUGAAUGAUGCUUCCUGGGGCUCCACCAGAUCGUGAGACGCUGCCCACUCGGGUCCUGUGCUGGCUCCUGCCCCUCCCUGCUUUUGUAGUCAGGGGUCAGGAGAUGGCCCGGGUGCAGGCCAGAGAGGCAGAGACCCUGCCCACUGGUGUCCCAGCACAUGGAGCCCCUUGGGCUGAGCACCAAGACCUUGAACUUUUUUUGUUGUUGUUGUUUUACCUUUUUUUCCCCAAGUAACUGUUGGGAGAAAACCCAAUGAUAUCCCAAGGGUGGGGUUGAAAGGGUGGAGUGAAGAUGUGGGGGAAUGAGUGAGGGGUUAUAAUUUCCUAUCACUCUCCUGAACUGCAGGGUUGCUGUGGGAUUGCUAAAGUGAAGGGAUUGUCAGCAGACCAUGGUGAGGGCUUGGUUCCACUCUGACGGGAGAGGCACUCUUUGAAUGUGGCAGGUAACCUAGUGUCAGGGAAGGAAUUGUGCUCUGUACAGCAGGCAGGUCUCUGCUUCUGCAGCCCAAGUUAAGGAUUCAGUAUGAGUUGUUCCUUAGGAAAAAAUGCUGUCCUUGAAAUAGGUUUGCUGUAUGAAGAAGGGCAGUGAAUGGGGAGCCCCACAGAGCCCUGGGGAAUUUUUUUCAGAAUUUGAAAUAAAACAACAAAAUACCCACGGAAAAAACCAAAACUAGAACUAU
Rattus rattus (black rat) is the source of this 1174-nucleotide messenger RNA. RefSeq names its product endosulfine alpha (gene Ensa). The transcript has 4 exons. Gene Ontology annotation, cellular component: cytoplasm. Gene Ontology annotation, molecular function: protein phosphatase inhibitor activity. The record is from RefSeq and is a predicted model, not a curated record. Bases 137 to 502 code for a protein of 121 amino acids. NCBI's taxonomy places the organism in Eukaryota, Metazoa, Chordata, Mammalia, Rodentia, Muridae.